This is a messenger RNA of Tauraco erythrolophus (red-crested turaco), 4528 nucleotides long. Lineage: Eukaryota; Metazoa; Chordata; Aves; Musophagiformes; Musophagidae. The record is from RefSeq and is a predicted model, not a curated record.
AAACAGACAUGUUCUUUCUAGCUAUCAGUAUGGUAGGAACAGACUUCUCCUUGAUUGGACGGCUGUUUCCUCAUAGAGCCAGAGCAGAAAUUAAGAACAAGUUCAAACGCGAGGAAAAAGCUAAUGGAUGGAGGAUAGACAAAGCUUUCAAAGAAAAGCGGCCCUUUGAUUUUGAAUUCUUUGCCCAGCUGCUUGAGAAGGUGUUGGCAGAUGAGGAAAAGAGGAAGCAGAAGACUGUUAAAAGUCAGAAGCCAAAGGAAAAGAAGCCAUCAAGGCCUCGGAAGAAGCCAAAAGCAAAAGCUGCCAGCACAGAAGCUGCUAAUGAUCAAGAUGAUCUUCAGGAAGCCAGAAUUUCUGAUGCAGAAACAGAAGCAGAUGCUGUGACGGCUGAGAAAGAAAAUGAGGAAUCUUUGGGCAUUUCUGAACAGGCAGAAGAACUGGUUGCAUUAGAGCCAGCGUUAGCAAAAAAAAAGAGAAAGAAGAAGAGAAAAGAUGAUCUUGAGCAACAAGUGGAGAAUCUUCCAGAAGAAAAGGCUGUCCCUUCAAAAACUGCUGAAGAAGGGAAGUCCUCUAAGAAAACAGAAAAAAAAGUGGUAGGUGAUGCAAACCAUGAUGGUCAUACAAACUGUAGAGAAGAACUGGACAGUGUUAUUGAGAGAAACCAAGGUGGGACUGCUGUUACAGAGGAGGAGAGAUCAGAGUCCUGUUUUCCAGUGGAUAACAUAAUGGAGAGAGAAAGUGAUGUCAAUAUAUGCAGCUUUGAAGAUAGCAAUGAUGUUAUAAUAGAAAUGAAAUCUACUGAACUGGGAACCCUAGAUGUUAGAGAUAAUACAUCACAGGAAGGUCAGAUUUCAGAGUUACCAGUUUCAAAGAUUAGAAGCAGAGAAAGACAAUCUGAAGAAACUAGCGAAACAAAGAACAAAGACAUACAUGACUUACAUAGACCAGAUGAAAAGCAGGGUGCAGUGGAAAGUGAUUCUCAGUCUGAAAUCAUGAAAACUGAAAAGCCAGCAGACAAAGGGCAAUUGCAAAGACCUAAACCCAAUUUAGUGAGAUCAUCUGCAAGGAGAGAAGCAGCAACUCAAGAGGAAAUGGAGCCUGAAACUUCCUCUCCAGACCUUGUGAAUACAAAUGAAAAGUGCUCUGAGGAAGACAGUAGAAGAAACAGAAAUGAAGCCACAGAAGUAGAGAACACAGAUUUGAAUACUAAAUCUGAAGAACCUGAAAAAACUGUAAUUGCAAAGGCAAUAGUUAGAGGAUGUCGACAGAGAUUUAAGCCUAAUGUUACAAGAGCUUCUGGAAGGAAAGAAGAGCAUGGAAAAGAUGCAGGAAAUGAUAAAAUGCCCCAUCCACAGCCAAAGGGAGAAACCAAAAAGAAUCCUGACCAAAGUAAUCGGUCUGAUGCUACCAGUGAAGAAGCUGCAGAAAAAGAUGAUAAAGUCCUGGAAACAGUGUCUCAGUCUAAUGAAACAGCUGGUUUACAAGACGACAGCAAACAGAGUGUUCUUAAAUCAGCACCUCUAAAGAGAGGCAGAAUGCAGAGACCAAAACCAAAUCUAGGAAGAACUGUUGCAAGGCAAAAAGACCUGAUAGAAGAAAAAGAUCCUGAAGAGAAGACUGAAGGUGGAGAAGUACAGAAAGGUGUGAUACACCUUAGAGAUGAAAACAAUGAUCAAUGCCUGAAAAAUGACAUGUUUCUACAGAUUCUGAGAUGAAUUCAAUACAUACAAGGCAGUGUUCCCACAAGAAGUCCUCAGAAGCAGAAAGUUGUGGGUGAAAAGGGAUUGUCAGAUGUCUUGAAACAGGUUUCAGAUUUCAAUACAGGAGAGUCUGGUCUUCAGAAGGAAGAGGAAAAAACUGUUGCAUCAUCUUCUCGGCUACUGAGGGGCCGAUUCCAGAGACCAAAGCCAAAUUUAAGAAUGACAACUAGUAGAAAGGAAGUGCUGGAUGUAAAUAAUAAAGGUGUAUCACAGAAAGAUACCAACAAGGAAGAAAGUUUGACACAGUGUGAUAAUGAAUGUAACAUCCUUCCUGAUAUGGAUAAAGCAGGAAAAGAUGAAGUCCUGCAGCCAUUGGAAUCCUUAGGAAUGGAGAAGUCACUUGGCUCUCAGGAGGUUUCUGAGAGGCCAAGUUGUAAGUCCCCAAAGACAUUUUCAAGAUCAGAGGAUGGUGCACUCAAGUUUUGUUUACCUGAAAUUAACCAAGAUGACACCUCAAUGACUAAUACAGACAUUGACAGCAAAAAUAUCACUGAAGAAGAAAGUAAACAAACACCUAUUCAACCUGUCCAGGUAGUGUGGAGCAGAUUCCAGAGGUACAAGCCAAACUUGGGAAGAGCUGUUGGAAAGAAGAAAUUACAAAUAUCAGAAAAUGAGAGGGAGAAAAAGCCUGAAGCAGAGCAGUUGGUGUUGCAAAAAGAUGAGUCUGCCAAUACUGCCAUCGGUGAAAAUGAAGCUGAAUUGCGUCAAGUGGAUGUACUGAGCAAAGACGAACAGGAGCAGCAAGAGGCGCCUCAGGUGCCCUGUAUUUCUGAAAACAUAUUCUGUGAACAAAGCAGGUGCAAUGAUAAAUUAAGUUCUGGAGAGGAAAGUGAACAAAGUGAUACAAAACUUUUACAUCAAGUGGGGCAACCCCACUGGAACCGAAAGCCAAACGUAAUGAAAGUUACUAGGAAAAGAGAUUAUCCUGAAGAAGAUGAAAAGAGAGAAGAGGACUAUGCUGAGAACAGAAAUGCACAAGAGUGUUUGGUGUUAGAAAAAACAGAUAUAUCAAAGCAAAACCCCAGUAACGUAGAGGAAGCUGCAUCCUUCUCAGAGGCUACAAGAAAACACAAUUUUACAGACUCUGCUGAAGAAAUACCUUGUAAAAGAAUCAGGCAGCAUAGUAGACUCCAGGCUUCAGAGAUAUCAUCAGAGUGUGAGAGUGAAGUAGAACAAGAAGAUGAUUCUCAGCUUUCUACCUCUCAGGAAAGAAAUUCAGACAAUCUCACAAGAAGUCAGUCCAGAAGGUCAUCCAAAAGGACGGUGCUGCCAAAACAUGUCUUGGAGCGAAGAACUGCUGCUUCUGCCUCUGAACAUGAGGCUGAUUGCAGUGAGAAAGCGAAUCAAAGGCAAGAAGUUAAACUGAAUGUUACUAGAGGCAAAAGUUGGAAAACUACACAUAGAAAGAAAAUUGAGAAGGAGUGCAGAAGUUCAAAGACAACCUUGGUGACCCUGCGGGCUUCUCAAGAGGAGGAGGAAGAAGAUGAGGCAGAUGACUUUGAGCCUGAUGAGGAAGAUCAAUGCUUUGCACCGGAGGAAGUAAACAAAGCUCCAGUGUUUGUUCCUAUAGGUCUUCGAUCUCCAAAACCUGUUCCUGUUCAGAUAGAGGAAACCAUGGAGGAGUUGGAAAUAUCUGUGAAUAUACCAGAUGUGCAGGUGGCAACUGAUGUUGAAAGUCUCUCUCUUGCAUCUGUCGAACCAGUGGUACAGAGGGAGGAAAAGGCGACAACUGUAAAUGAAAAUCCAGAGGCGGACAGAGGAAUUAGUGAUGGAAGCACUGAAGCUGCCAUGACUUUACUUGCAAUGGGUGAUCCAAUGUUCCAGUUAAAAACAAGCACUGAAGAAUGGACACACUUGUUACCUGCUCAGGAUGAGCUGGACAUGGCCAGUAGCCUUGUAACCCACGCCUACUCCAAACAGAAUAGAACUCCUAGUCAGGAUUUACUUUCUUCAGAUGCUUCUACCAAGGAAUUGAUCCCUUCUGAGGAUGGAAGCAACAUUAAUGUAGAUGAUCAAAGCACUGGCGCAAGAAUAGGUGUCGAAGAAUAUCUUGAGAAAAAUGCUACGGAUACCAGUGAUAGUUCUUUGCCUAUAGUGAAUGGUAUGAGAGGCAGACUUCUGAAGCCUGAGCCAGACUUUGGAAUAUUGAGGUCUAAUGAAAACAUAAUUCAGGAGUCACUUAACACCGAUGUACUUGCGGAACAACUAGAGCGAGUUCAAAGUGAGUCUGCAGCCCUGAUAGGUACUGCAGAAAUGCAGAAGGUGGAACUAGAACAGAUCAGACCAACUGCAAGUGAUUCUUCAGUUCUUCAUGAUUUUGCAGCUAGAAGUAUGGAACUUACCAAGCAAGUAGACAAAACUGAGAGAACAGAAGAAGAGAUGGGAGAUGCUUGUGGAAAUUUAAGACCUGCAACUGCAUUACCAAAACCUGUAAAAUCUCACCUUGGACUAGAGAAUUAUCCAAAUCAAAGUUCUGUGGAUGGACUUCCUGAGCACAAUAUAGGCACCAUCAACUUUGCUCAGAAGGAAGCUUGUGCUGAUUCUCAACAACAGUGCAUAAGCAGCACCGAAGAGACUUCAGUGAACAAUGAUCAGAGAUGUCCAGAGGAGGAACAGACAUUCAUUUUAACGUUGGUGGAAAUCUCAGCUGACUCAAAAGAGUUUGAUGCAUCUGCUUUGCUGGAACAAACUUCAGAACCAUUACUACCAGCCCCCAUACUUAUAAGCCCAAUAAAUGCAAGUGAAACAAGCGUGGCCGAAGUGGAGAG